AAUAUUACCCACCAGAAUUUGUCUAGACUAUAGUGACUAUUUAAUUUUUUUUUUUUUGAAUUUCGACUAUUUAAUUUACUGGAUGAAUGAAGUCAAAUUUCUGUUGCUCUUGCAAACUUGAAAUGCAGACCACAUUAUUUUCACCUUAUUCAAUUGCUACAAUCCUGUCUCAACAUAUAAAUUCCGGUGUAGUAAGAAAUAUCAAAUUUCAAGUGUUUGAAAUGAUGAUUUAGAGCGCCAUAGGAUGAUUAGGUUGAUUCAUGCGAAAUUUAUGACUCUAACACUGUCCCCUCGUAUCCUGCAUUGUCUCCCCACGUGUUGUACACUUCUCUCUGAAACCUCUGUUCGAUUCCAUUCCAUUUCUACGUACCCUCGUGACCCUCUUGUGUCAACUCUACUCGUUGCUCUGAAAUCUUCCUCUUCUCUCUACUGCUGCAGGGUCAUUCAUGCCCGAGUCAUCAAAUCUCUGGAUUACCGAGAUGGGUUCAUUGGUGAUCAGCUGGUAUCGUGUUAUCUCAACAUGGGUGCCACCCCAGAUGCACAGUUGCUGUUUGAUGAAAUGCCUAACAAGGAUUUUGUCUCUUGGAAUUCUUUAGUUUCUGGGUUUUCGAAAAGGGGAGACCUUGGCAAUUGUAUGAGUGUGUUUUCUGUGAUGAAGUCUGACUUGGAUUUGGAAUUGAAUGAACUUACUUUUAUAUCUGUUAUAUCAGCUUGUGCUUUGGCGAAAGCACGGGAAGAAGGUCAGUAUGUUCACUGUUGUGCAGUGAAAUUGGGCAUGGAGUUGCAGGUGAAGGUCGUUAACACUCUUAUUAAUAUGUAUGGAAAGUUUGGGUUUGUUGACUCUGCUUUCAAGCUGUUUUGGGCGAUGACAGAGCAGAAUAUGGUGUCAUGGAAUUCAAUGGUGGCUGUUUGUACCCAAAAUGGAAGGCCUAAUGAAGCAAUUAAUUAUUUUAGUAUGAUGAGGUUGAAUGGACUUUUUCCUGAUGAAGCCACAAUGGUGAGCUUGCUUCAAGCCUGUGAAACAUUGCAUUUGAGAAGAUUGGUUGAGGCAGUACAUGGUGUAAUCUUCACCUGUGGUCUUGAUGAAAAUAUAACAAUUGUAACCACCCUUUUGAACUUGUAUUCAAAGAUAGGGAGAUUGAAUGCUUCUUGCAAGGUUUUUGCAGAGAUAAGUAAGCCUGAUAAAGUGGCAUGCACCGCAAUGCUUUCAGGCUAUGCCAUGCAUGGGUGUGGUACAGAAGCUAUACAGUUCUUUGAAAGGACUAUAAGGGAAGGUAUGGAGCCUGAUCAUGUUACUUUUACUCACUUGUUAAGUGCUUGUAGCCAUUCAGGGCUUGUAGAUGAAGGAAAGCAUUACUUCCAAGUAAUGUCUGAUGUUUAUGGAGUUCAACCCCGAUUGGACCAUUAUUCGUGUAUGGUUGAUCUUCUAGGUCGUUGUGGUCUGCUCAAUGAUGCUAAAGAGCUGAUUAAGAACAUGCCAUUUGAGCCAAAUUCCGGAGUCUGGGGGGCCCUUCUAGGUGCUUCUAGGGUUUAUCAUAACAUCAGUAUCGGGAAGGAAGCUGCAGAGAAUUUGAUCGCAUUAGACCCGUCAGACCCUCGAAACUAUAUCAUGCUGUCCAACAUAUAUUCUGCUUCAGGCCUGUGGAGUGAUGCAGCAAAAGUGAGGGCUUUAAUGAAGACUAAAGUUCUUGCUAGAAAUCCCGGAUGCAGUUUUAUUGAGCAUGGGAAUAAAAUCCACCGAUUUGUGGUAGAUGAUUAUUCUCACCCUGAUUCAGACAAAAUACACAAAAAGCUGGAAGAGGUUAUGAGUAAAAUUCAAGAAUUUGGCUUUGUGUCUGAAACUGAAUCCAUUCUCCAUGAUGUUGCUGAGGAGAUUAAAACAAAUAUGGUCAACAAGCAUAGUGAGAAGAUAGCUCUUGCAUAUGGACUUUUGGUUAGUGCUGCUGAUAUGCCAUUAGUUAUAAUAAAAAAUCUCAGAAUAUGUCGUGAUUGCCACAAAACUGCAAAAUUUGUCUCCCUAAUAGAGAAGCGUACCAUCAUUAUCCGAGAUGCAAAGCGAUUUCACCACUUUUCAGAUGGGUUAUGUUCUUGUGGCGAUUACUGGUAGUGAUCUGUUCUCUAAAGAAGUUUGGCACUGCACAAGCUACACGAUGUCAUUGAUCAUAAAUCGUAAUUCUAAUUCCGUGAAGCAGGAUAAAGAUAAGAAUGACUUUUAUGGUCUUACAAAUAAACAGAUUACUACAGAAGGUGGACUUCUUGGAAUUGCAUGAGCUCUUAUUCAUAUAGUUACUUCAGAAAGUGGGAAACUAAGAAAUAUGCUGGAAGGCAAUUAGGUCCUUUUCAGUGAUCUUUGUCUUGGUUUCUGGUGAAGGAGCACACAUGGAGGGAAAAGGAAAAGGAUUUUUGAACGGUGCCUUGCUCCUUAGCUCAGUGUGGAAUGUUUACAUGCACAGUAAUGCUAAAUGCACCCUUUCUGUUGAGUUUUUUACAAUGGAUAUAUAAUGUGGCAGAGUUUUGCUGGAUGACUCUGGAAAUAAGCAGAUUAACACCUGCAAUGGCUUCUAUUGUGAUCAUUUCUCUCCAACUAAGCCUUACAAACCAAAGAUGUAAACAGAAACUUGGACUGGCUGGUAUACUGAGUUUGGAGGUCCAGUUCCUUGACCUGCUGAAGACUUGGCAUUUUUAGUGGCAAGGUUUAUACAGAAAGGGGGAUCAUUUGUCAAUUAUUACACGUCGUGAGUUCUUAUCUUCGUGGGUCAGCCAUGUAGCUCGUGAGUGUUGGCUCCAAAAGAUUUCUUCCUGUUGGAGAACCUCUUGCAGCACGCAUUCUGUUUUCCUGGUCUCCAGAAUAAUGGUAAUCGCUCGAAUGAUGUGUACCUUUGUCUUUCCAAUAUCAUCACCGCCCUCAUUUCAGGCAUAGCAGCAAGCGCUUCAAGUUUCAACGUAACUUACUACAGUGCAAACAUAUAUAAACGUAAGUCCUCCCUCAAAAUUCCCCAACGAAGGGAAGUGGAGACCCUGACUUUCAAAGGUAUAAUUAGUUGAUGAGUGAAUUAUUACUUUAAGAAGCUGAAAUUCUUGGUGAACGGAAAGCAGUACGAACCUGUAAGAUUAGAUUCAAUUAUGUGAUUUUUGAAUUUGCAUUCAAAAUCUGCGA
This is a messenger RNA of Lotus japonicus, 3157 nucleotides long. Its product is annotated as pentatricopeptide repeat-containing protein At5g40410, mitochondrial. Gene Ontology annotation, molecular function: zinc ion binding; RNA binding; protein binding. The record is from RefSeq and is a predicted model, not a curated record. Lineage: Eukaryota; Viridiplantae; Streptophyta; Magnoliopsida; Fabales; Fabaceae. The transcript is spliced from 8 exons. Gene Ontology annotation, biological process: RNA modification. The coding region runs from base 245 to 2107 and encodes 620 amino acids.